Messenger RNA from Paraglomus occultum, 1131 nucleotides. The record is from the annotation of a GenBank genome assembly. Lineage: Eukaryota; Fungi; Glomeromycota; Glomeromycetes; Paraglomerales; Paraglomeraceae.
AUGCAUUGCUUACAUGUUCUUGGUGGUGGUCUUCCUAUCGGUUCAGUUCUUCUCAUAAAAGAAGACAAAUUUACCGGUUACGCCAAGCUCUUGUUGAAAUAUUUUAUCUCUCAAGGUAUUGCAAGUGAAAACGAAUUACUUGUUGUGGGUGAUGGCGUAGAGAAUAUGUGCGAUGGAUUAAUGUGGCUGAGCGAGGACAAGGAUGGGGAUGAUAAGGAAAAGUCUACUUCAAAAGAAAAUGAGGAUGACCGAAUGGCGAUCGCUUGGAGAUACAAAAAGUUGGGAAAGUUCGAGUCGGGAAUACCGACAGGAAGAGGCAUUCCAUCGAUGACUUUAUCAAAGCAACUUUCGAAAACAGACGCUUCUCGACCUUUUUGUAAUACUUUUGACCUGACAAGGACAAUUCCAGAAGCGAUUGUACGAGACGCAUCCCUAUCUUUGCUAGACAUUAACGAUAUUAUUAAAGGUAGCGGUGACACAAGAUUGUAUGACCAAAUUCUUCAGAAAAUAAGAACAAUGGUGAAAGAGAAGGGCUUAAGCAAUGUAGAGGCAUCUAAUGCUCGCGAACAAGUUAAUACACUUCGGAUUGGUAUUGAAUCAAUUGAUUCUCCAGGAUGGCCGCCACAACGUCCAGGUGAAGUUUUUAAAUUCUUCCAUGCUCUGCGCGGACUCUUACGCUCAUCAAAUGCAGCUGCCGUCAUAACAAUAUCCGCUCAUUUAUAUUCUGACGACUCUCAAGAUGUUGUCAGGCGAAUUGAGCACAUGUCUGAUGCUGUAAUAGAGUUGGAUUCAUUUGCUGCAAGGCCGGAAACUGCUGAUACGCCAUAUUGUCAGGAUUAUCAUGGUCUUUUUUAUGUCCAUAAACUACCGGUGAUAAAUUCUCUUCUUUCACCGUCGACAAAACUAUCAAUACUCUUGGGGAGUGGGCAUAGUAAUUUGGGAUUCAAGCUAAGGCGAAAGAAGUUUUCGAUUGAGACAUUCCAUCUUCCGCCAGAAGGAGGCGUUAGUGAAAGAAGGACUGGACCGGAUAAGCAGAAGGGGACUGGGGAGACGGAAUCAAAAAUUGCAGGCAAAGUUACCAGUGUCGGUUGUGGCUCACUGCCUGGAAAGACGGAUUUAUACGAGUUUUAG